This is a messenger RNA of Parastagonospora nodorum SN15, 2514 nucleotides long. RefSeq lists its product as hypothetical. Gene Ontology annotation, biological process: tricarboxylic acid cycle. The record is from RefSeq and is a predicted model, not a curated record. The transcript is spliced from 8 exons. Lineage: Eukaryota; Fungi; Ascomycota; Dothideomycetes; Pleosporales; Phaeosphaeriaceae. Gene Ontology annotation, molecular function: aconitate hydratase activity; 4 iron, 4 sulfur cluster binding. The coding region runs from base 1 to 2256 and encodes 751 amino acids. Gene Ontology annotation, cellular component: mitochondrion; cytosol.
AUGCAGAAGUUCUCGAGGCUCGGCCGCGUCGGCCAGAGCCUUGCUUCGCGCAGGCAAUUGGCUACUGUCAGCGAUGCUCCGCUGUCCCGCAAGGUCGAAAUGACCAACUGGGAGAAGGGCCACUACAUCAACUACAAGAAGAUGAGCGAGAACCUGUCGAUUGUUCGUGGCCGCUUGAACCGACCGCUCACCUUCGCCGAGAAGAUUCUGUACUCCCAUUUGGACGAUCCCCACGGUCAAGACAUUGAGCGCGGCAAGAGCUACCUCAAGCUCCGCCCUGAUCGUGUAGCUUGCCAGGAUGCCACCGCUCAGAUGGCUAUUCUCCAAUUCAUGUCGGCUGGCAUGCCCUCGGUUGCCACUCCCACCACCGUCCACUGUGACCAUCUUAUCGAGGCUCAGAUUGGUGGAGCGAAGGAUUUGGCCCGCGCUCAGGACAUCAACAGGGAAGUCUACGACUUUUUGUCAACAUCCUGCGCCAAGUACAACAUCGGUUUCUGGAAGCCCGGCUCUGGUAUCAUUCACCAGAUCGUGCUUGAGAACUACGCUUUCCCUGGUGCUCUCCUCAUUGGUACCGACUCGCAUACUCCCAACGCUGGUGGUCUUGGUAUGGCUGCUAUUGGUGUUGGUGGUGCCGAUGCUGUCGAUGUCAUGGCUGGUCUUCCCUGGGAGUUGAAGGCUCCUAAGGUUAUUGGUGUCAAGCUCACUGGAAAGCUCUCUGGCUGGACUUCUCCUAAGGACAUUAUCCUCAAGGUCGCCGGUAUUCUCACCGUCAAGGGUGGAACUGGUGCUAUCGUUGAGUACCACGGUCCCGGAACCGAGAGCCUGUCCUGCACGGCUGAAAUCGGUGCCACCACUUCGGUUUUCCCCUUCAACGACCGCAUGUACGACUACCUCAACGCUACUAAACGCAGGUCCAUUGGCGACUUCUCCCGCGAGUACGCUCAGGAGCUCCGUGAGGACGAGGGUGCCGAGUACGAUGAGCUCAUUGAGAUCAACCUCGAUACUCUCGAGCCCCACAUCAACGGUCCCUUCACACCCGAUCUAGCUACUCCCAUCAGCAAGUUUAAGGAGGCUGUCAAGGCCAAUAAGUGGCCCGAAGAGCUCAAGGUCGGUCUUAUUGGCUCUUGCACCAACUCCUCGUACGAGGACAUGAGCCGCGCUGCUUCAAUUGCUCAGGAUGCCAUGGACCACGGCGUCAAGGCGAAGGCACUGUUCACUGUCACCCCCGGAUCUGGGGACGGACAGCUCAAGACUUUCGAGGAGUUCGGCGGUAUGGUUCUCGCCAACGCUUGCGGACCUUGCAUUGGGGACGUAAAGAAGGGGACUGCCAACUCGAUUAUCUCGUCCUACAACCGUAACUUCACCGGCCGCAACGAUGCCAACCCCGCCACCCACUCCUUCGUGACCUCCCCCGAUCUCGUUGUAGCCAUGACCAUCGCCGGUACACUUUCGUUCAACCCAUUGACCGACACCCUGAAGGACUCGAACGGCAAGGAAUUCAAGCUCAAGGAGCCCACGGGUGAGGGUCUCCCCGCCAACGGCUACGACCCAGGCCAGGACACCUACCAGCACCCUCCCGAGGACCGCUCAAACGUCAACGUUGCCGUGUCCCCCACUUCCGACCGUCUUCAGCUGCUCGAGCCAUUCGAGGCCUGGAACGGCAAGGACGCCACCGACCUGCCUAUCCUCAUUAAGUGCCAGGGCAAGACCACCACCGACCACAUCUCCAUGGCUGGUCCCUGGUUGAAGUACCGUGGACAUCUGGACAACAUCUCGAACAACAUGUUGAUCGGUGCCAUCAACGCCGAGAACGGCGAGGCUAAUAAGGUCAAGAAUGCGCUCAGCGGCGAGUACGGCGCCGUUCCUGAUGUUGCCCGUGACUACAAGAAGAACGGCAAGCCGUGGGUCGUUGUUGGUGACUGGAACUACGGCGAGGGCUCUUCCCGCACUUGGGAGGCAUGGCCCAUCAUCGUCCGAUCUUUCGCUCGUAUUCACGAGACCAACUUGAAGAAGCAGGGUAUGCUCCCUCUUACCUUCUCCGAACCCGCGGAUUACGACAAGAUCGGCCCCAACGACAAGGUCGACCUCAAGUGCACUGAGCUCGCUGUCGGCAAGCCCAUGACCCUUGUCGUCCACCCGGCCGACGGCAGCAAGUCUUUCGACAUCAAGCUCUCGCAUACCUUCAACGAGGGCCAGAUCGAGUGGUUCAAGAACGGUAGCGCUCUUAACACCAUGGCCAAGGCAGCAAAGCAGUAAGCGCAAUGGAGCGUAGAGAUGACAAACGCGAAAAAUACCAGGAAUGUAGAUACAGGAUGGAAUACCCCAGCACAUCUGAAGAGAGAGGAAAUGAAGCCACCAAGCUAUUGGGGAGGACAAGCACAGCGCAUAGGAGCUUGGACGAUUUGACACGAAUGUGGCAGCGGAAGCUCUCUUUAUGGGUAUCACUAGGGAUCAGAUGGGGUGUUUGUAUUUGUGAUGGAUUAGCAUGCAAUGUAUGACUUGAUUAUCUCUGAA